This is a messenger RNA of Cynoglossus semilaevis (tongue sole), 991 nucleotides long. RefSeq names its product ubiquitin carboxyl-terminal esterase L3 (ubiquitin thiolesterase) (gene uchl3). Gene Ontology annotation, molecular function: cysteine-type deubiquitinase activity. The transcript has 9 exons. Gene Ontology annotation, cellular component: cytoplasm. NCBI's taxonomy places the organism in Eukaryota, Metazoa, Chordata, Actinopteri, Pleuronectiformes, Cynoglossidae. The record is from RefSeq and is a predicted model, not a curated record. Gene Ontology annotation, biological process: protein deubiquitination; ubiquitin-dependent protein catabolic process. Bases 115 to 813 code for a protein of 232 amino acids.
UCAAAGAUUCCUGCUCAAAUACGGAAGUGAUUUUCAGCUGUCAAACAGAUUUAUUUCAAAACAGUAACUGCUCUUACUUAAAAAGUCCUUACAGACACCUAACUGUAUUACAUAAUGGACUCUCUACGAUGGCUGCCACUGGAGUCUAACCCAGAAGUCAUGAAUAAGUUUGUCAACUGUUUGGGAAUGAGAGCAACCUGGCAGUUUGGAGAUGUGUGUGGACUUGACCCAGAACUUCUUAGCAUGGUUCCCAGACCUGUGUGUGCAGUCCUGCUGCUCUUCCCAGUGACAGAGAAGUAUGAAGCUUUCAAAUUGGAAGAGGAGAAGAAACUGAAGACUGAAGGCCAGGAGAUCUCACCUGAUGUUUACUUCAUCAAGCAAACAAUUGGAAAUGCCUGUGGAACCAUCGGUCUGAUUCAUGCAGUGGCAAACAACCAGGCACAGCUGGACUUUGACUCUGACUCCUCUCUGAAGAAGUUUCUUGAACAUACCUCUAAAAUGACCCCAGAGGAAAGGGCCAACUUCCUGGAAAAGGAUGAGAGCAUACGUGUAACACAUGAAUCCAGUGCACAGGAAGGACAGACUGAGGCUCCAAGCCUAGAUGACAAAGUGAACCUACAUUUUAUAGCUUUUGUGAACGUGGGUGGAAAGUUAUAUGAACUGGACGGCCGCAAGCCGCUCCCUGUUGUCCACACCAAAACCUCUGAAGACACUUUCCUUGAGGAUGCCAUAGACGUCUGUAAAAGCUUCAUGGCUCAUGAUCCUCAGGAGGUUCGUUUUAACAUCAUUGCUCUAUCCAAAUUCUCAGACUGAAGGGAAAAAUCCAAACAAUCCAAAAAUUGAUACAACUUCUACUGCCAAGUUUCGUGCUGACUUUAUUGAAAUUUAUUUGUGACGUUUGGAUAGAGUAAAUAAAACCUCAAGAACAUUGCUGUAACACAUCCAGUAUUAUUUCACUCACUCAUUAAAAUUGUUGCAUCUGUUAACUGAA